CUUUGAGAAAACAGUCUCAUUUACACCUAUUCGCACAAAAGAACAUUUUAUAAAGUCACUAAAUUUUUGUUAUUUUACUAAAACACGAUGCUGGACAUAACCCCUCAGGAAAUAGACUGCAUUAUAAAGGAGCUUACUUCUCCGGAGGGAAAUGUUUGUAGAAUGCAUGAGACUCUAAUCGAGAAACUAAUCGCGAAGACCCGCGAAGUGCUGAUGUGUGAACCGAUGCUCUUGCAACUGGCGGCUCCUGUGAAUAUCUGCGGGGAUAUCCAUGGCCAGUUUACGGAUCUGCUGCGCAUUUUCCAGGCAUGCGGAUUUCCGGGGAAAGCGAACUACUUGUUCCUCGGGGAUUACGUGGAUCGGGGUAAGCAGUCGCUGGAGACGAUUUGCCUGCUGUUCGCCUACAAGGUGAAGUACCCGACCAACUUCUUUCUGCUCCGCGGAAACCACGAGUGCGCCAGCAUAAAUCGCGUCUACGGAUUCUACGACGAGGUGAAGCGCAGAUUCACGGUGCGUUUGUGGCGGAGUUUCACGGGCUGCUUCGACUGCCUUCCGGUGGCCGCGGUUGUGGGUGAACGCAUUUUCUGCUGCCACGGGGGAUUGAGUCCAUCCCUCCGGAGGGUGGAGCAGAUCAACCGGCUGCUUCGGCCAACGGACAUCCCAGACAACGGCAUCCUGUGCGACCUCCUCUGGGCGGACCUCAAUCACACAUCCGCGGGCUGGGGGGAAAACGAUCGCGGAGUGAGCUUCACCUUCGACCAGUCCAUCGUGCGGAACUUCCUGAUGGCCCACAACCUGGAUUUAAUGGUUAGAGCCCACGAGGUUGUGGAGGACGGGUACGAGUUCUUCGCCAACCGCCAGCUGGUCACCGUGUUCUCCGCCCCGAAUUACUGCGGAAUGAUGAACAAUGCCGGUGGGGUGAUGGUGGUGAGCAAGGACCUCGUCUGCUCCUUUGUCAUCAUUAAGCCGGCCCAUAAGUACGAGCUGAACGAACAGGACUCCAGCAAGGAUAUCGAGUGAUGGCCCGGGGGAAGGAAUAUUUCCCAUUUCUGUAGAUAAAACAUCUCCCAUUUGAACGAAACAAAAAUGCAAUUUUAUAUCUGACUUUAAUUACGAAUAUCACAUUUAUAAGUAUGAAAAAUAAAUGAAAGUGGACGCAACACUGUUGACUUAAA
Drosophila ficusphila is the source of this 1175-nucleotide messenger RNA. RefSeq names its product serine/threonine-protein phosphatase PP-Y (gene PpY-55A). Gene Ontology annotation, molecular function: protein serine/threonine phosphatase activity. The coding region runs from base 88 to 1020 and encodes 310 amino acids. NCBI's taxonomy places the organism in Eukaryota, Metazoa, Arthropoda, Insecta, Diptera, Drosophilidae. The transcript has a single exon. The record is from RefSeq and is a predicted model, not a curated record. Gene Ontology annotation, cellular component: nucleus; cytoplasm.